Molecule: messenger RNA, 915 nt
Organism: Lytechinus pictus (painted urchin)
Lineage: Eukaryota; Metazoa; Echinodermata; Echinoidea; Temnopleuroida; Toxopneustidae
Exons: 4
Coding region: 1-915 (304 amino acids)
Biological process (GO): netrin-activated signaling pathway
Cellular component (GO): membrane
Molecular function (GO): netrin receptor activity
Source: RefSeq, a predicted model, not a curated record
AUGUCCCAGGAUGAUUCAAAACCUGCAAAUAAGAGGGAGCAGAGUAAGCAAAAUGAAACUCAAACCCAAUCUGCAGAAAGCGAUGAGGAUCAUACUGAUGAAGAAUAUGACUUGAUUCAAAUUGAGAAGCAUGGCAUUACUGUCAGAAUUUCCAAAUAUGAAAUCUACAGUGCAAAGGACAUCACUGUGAAAGUGAUUGAAGAGGUCCCACCUGAGUUAAAGCUGAAGGAGACAGAAGCCAUCAUUUCGGUUGGAUUGAAGAUGUCGCCUUCGGACGCAAUGUUUGACAGUCCUGUAAGAGUAACACUGCCCCACUGUGGUGCAUUUACAAAGCCUACUGAUGCAGAAGUUUACAUCUAUUAUCGCAAGAACGAUUCUACAAAGUUUAAAGCGAUUCUCUCCACCAGCACGAGUAUCCCAAAAUGUGUUGUGAGAGAUCGCGAUCUAGAUAUCUACCUGGAACACUUCUCAGAAUUCUGGAUUAUUGCUACAAUAAGCAUGAUAAGAAGGAUAUUUAUUGGGAAACGUGUUAUUUGUACACCAAUCAUUCCUGUACCAGAACCUAGAAAUCCCAUGCCCAUUUUGUGGGUCAAUGUCAGGGACCAAAAUGUUGCAGAAGGACAGAUUCCAGAAGGAUAUAAGGUCCCGAUUCCUGGGGAGCAGUUCUUAGUCAGGUGGACAUGGUGGACAUGGUGGAGGUCGGGGGAAUUGAAAAUUUAUUGCAAAGAAAGCACCUUGAAAGACAAGCCUCGGAUUCUCGAGCAAGGAGAAAUCCGUCACCUAACUGAGCACAAACUAAUGUUCGAGGUGGAUACACGAAACAUUACUGAGAAUAAAUUUAACCUACACAUCACCCUUCAACAGAAUACAACGAAGGAGCUCAUCGUUCCAAUGUCGUUAAAAGGUAUAAAAUAG